CCUGACGACACGAAUGGUGAGCGAGGAAUCACAUAUAAGACACCAAAAGCUGCUUUAGGAAUUAGCUUAUUCAUUUUCAACCAGGUCGCGUUUGGGGGCGGGGCCUGGACCAUGGGCGACUCGGAGCCUCAGAUCACCGCCAAUUACCGCUUCAGGAAAAUUUUUGAAUUUCUUCGCUCGGACAUCUUCAUCAUCAUCGCAGUGGUGCUGGUCGUAGUAUUUCUGGCUGUUUCGGUCUUCUGCUGCAUCCACCGGCGGCGCCAGGCCAAGAGGCUCUUAAUGCACAGAUUGACUGAGAUUGUGGUCGUCAGAUCUGGAUCCGAUAGCCAAAAUGGUCGACCCAAGUACUCAUUCAGGAUCAGAACGGAUCAGGACCACGCAACCAAGCUGGUGCAGAUCAUAACGGCUUACCCUGAGAGCGCGCAGUCGGCUCCCACGCUCCAGCGGCAGCGCGCGCCUCAGUCCAGACCAGACCUGGAGGAGCCCGGGCCCAGCGGGCAUGUGGCCUACCGCCAGUGCAGAUCCGCCACCCUGGACACAGCAGGCCCGCGCAAAUGGCCCAGGAACGCUGGGCACGAGGAGCGUCUCAGCGACAGAGAUUCAGCUGAGCGCGUCUCUGCGCCUCUCAUCCUCCUAACUACCGAGGUUCCGCCUCUCUUGUCCUCCAAAGUUCGGCAAAUGGUCACCUACCAUGCUCUCAAGGCCAGCCAAUCAGCACCUGACAUUCUCUCCUAAAUUCGGCCAAUCGGCACGUUAUCCUUCUGAUCUCAACAAAUCGGCACCCCUUCCUCGACCAGAAGUACCGGUUUUAACCAGUGGGGGCAGCAGAGCUUUCUGGAGAUAGUUGCAGGUUCCGUCGCACAAAGGUUCCUUAAUGACAUUGCAAUAAGUAUGUAAUACUAUGUCAGUUCUACAGUAUGAGAGCGAAAGUACAUUACAACUUUGCUGGUUGCCUAUGAGAAUGCAGCAGAAUGAUAGGCUAUAAUGUAACGUCUAACAAUGAGAAAUAUAGGCGAACAGUCUGCUCAUUCGGCUGAAUGGGUAGGCAAAAGCAGCGUCCACCGUUUCGUUCUUGCUGCCGCUGCAGAGCAGCAUCACUGCAUUUCUCCCAACGCAUCCACGGCAGUUUCCAAACGCAACAACCGCUGUUACCUGAAAAAAAAAAAAA
Molecule: messenger RNA, 1168 nt
Organism: Anguilla anguilla (European eel)
Lineage: Eukaryota; Metazoa; Chordata; Actinopteri; Anguilliformes; Anguillidae
Exons: 4
Coding region: 112-735 (207 amino acids)
Source: RefSeq, a predicted model, not a curated record